Messenger RNA from Lycium barbarum (goji berry), 1567 nucleotides. RefSeq lists its product as uncharacterized. The coding region runs from base 337 to 1215 and encodes 292 amino acids. Lineage: Eukaryota; Viridiplantae; Streptophyta; Magnoliopsida; Solanales; Solanaceae. The record is from RefSeq and is a predicted model, not a curated record. The transcript is spliced from 8 exons.
AAUAUUUCAUUAGGUGUAAAAAUGAUCAUGACUUACUAGAUUAUCACUGUAUAAAAAUGUGGGACGGAAUAUUUUAAAUUAUUGUAUAGUGAUGUAAAUUGGGAGAGAAGCAGAAGCGAAUACUCACAUGGUGGGGGAGGUGUAGCCACUCCAAUCAAUUUGAUAUUAGGUGCCAUUGACUACCUUUGAGAUACUGAGUGACGAUCCGCAGAAGCACAAUGGUGUAGACUACUACAGGGAAAUUCCCACAAAUCCUGUAUUGCAAUAACUUUAAGUGUGGUGCCUAAAAAGAAGUCCAGUGGAGAUGGAAGAAUAACCUCUUCUGAAGAUAUAGAAAUGGUGCAAAAUCGAAUAGAGCUGUGUCUUCGGCAUUAUAUGAGUCGGAAAGAAGCUGUGAACACUCUUUUCAUCCAGGACAAGAUAGAGCCUAGAUUUACUGCACUUGUUUGGCAGAAACUGGAAGAAGAAAAUCAGGAAUUUUUCCAGGCAUAUCACCUGAAACUGAUGGUGAAAGAACAAAUAAUGGAAUUCAAUAGGUUGCUUGCAGAACAGGUGAAGAUGACGCAUGAAUCUCCGCUUCAUCAAAAUUUGGCAUGCUGUGCUGUAGAAAAUGUUGGAUAUGCUCCAAGACCUGAGCUCAUGCAUGGGUCAAUUCCUACCAGUUUACCCAAUUCUCUCAGUAAUUGCAGGUCAGCAGUUCUUUCUUGCAUGCAAACAACGGAUGAUAUUUCUGCUCAAAGCAGGAAGAUUGAUGUUGCUCGAAAUACUUUGUUGGCCCAAUCCUCAAAUAUGGGGAUGAGACGAACAAUGGACGGGAAGAUUAUCAAGGCAGAACCGAACUAUGCUAACAAUUCUCAUUUCACUUUUGGUGCUCAUAGCAGUUUCUUGGAGUCACGUUCUGCACUGGGCGAUCCAUCUUUUCCGUCAUUUACUAGUGUGCAAUCGAAUUCACAGCUUCUCAACAGACCUCUUCCGGAUGCCGAAACCACUUCAUUUGGAUUUUUAGAGGAAAUUCCUCAAAAUUUUGGUCUCUCAGACCUGUCAACUGACUUUAAUAGUUCUGAUAUACUCGAGAGCUACUCUAGGCCUCCCUUUCUAGCAACAGACACAGGCAACUUCCUUCAUCCAAAUGAUAGGGGACAACAUCAAGGAGGCAGAGAGAGGUUAACCACUGUAUCUGACAGCUUGCAGUAUGAAGGUUUUGCUGGGGAUUGAUUCUAUUGGUAGCUUGAUCCAGCCUUACACGUUCAGGACAAUAAGCAUUGUGAAUGCAUCUGAAGUAGUUCAGGAUUUUAUACUUUCUGGUGUUGGUUGAGAUUUUCGUUCAAAAUGAUUAGUUUCACGAGAAAUGUUGUACAAAGGUGAAUGUGAUUUAGCAGGUUGAACUUUAGCAAGUGAUAGUGUAGUAUAGAUAUCAUCAAAUUGCCCAUUACAGUCUUAGUUAUGACUUGAUUAUGAGGUUUUUGCUUUCAUUGUUUUGAUGAUGAAGGUAAUGUAUAGUCAUAAAGCGCACUUACUGCAUUCUCUUAUUUGCUUCUUAUGAUGAGAAUGAAGUUUGGUCGUUGUA